Penaeus indicus is the source of this 542-nucleotide messenger RNA. RefSeq names its product perlucin-like protein. The coding region runs from base 35 to 526 and encodes 163 amino acids. The transcript has 4 exons. NCBI's taxonomy places the organism in Eukaryota, Metazoa, Arthropoda, Malacostraca, Decapoda, Penaeidae. The record is from RefSeq and is a predicted model, not a curated record.
UUCUCGAAGCAGAAAGGCCUUAGAAACGAGCACGAUGUCCCCGCUACUUCUCCUAGGUCUUCAGGCACUUCUCUUUGGAUCUUCAGUCAGUGUUUUGGGCACAUCAGUCAAAAUACAAUGCCCUGAAGGAUUCCACAACAUUGCCGACCGUUGCGUCCAGUUCCUGACGGAGCCUGGAAGCUGGCAUGAGAUGAAGGACAAGUGCUUCAACGUGGGCGCCCGCGUGGCCAAGGUCGACUCCGACAACUUCAUGUACUACCUCGUCAAGUUCAUCAAGGAAAACAAGCUCGACGGCCACACGUACUGGAUCGGCGCUUCAGACGAGGGCCACGAGGGCGACUUCAGGUGGACGGACGGGACGGCGGUCAAGAUGGGGACGCCGUUCUGGGGCGAUGACGGCGACCAGGUGCAAGAACCCGACGGAGGAAGCAAGCAGAACUGCGUCAACCUGAACAUGAACGAUCACUUCUUCUUCGGCGACUCGAAGUGCAGCGUGGAUUUUGCUGUCGUUUGCGAGAAGGUUUAAUGAAGCGUUGGGAAAA